Messenger RNA from Racocetra fulgida, 1977 nucleotides. The record is from the annotation of a GenBank genome assembly. NCBI's taxonomy places the organism in Eukaryota, Fungi, Glomeromycota, Glomeromycetes, Diversisporales, Gigasporaceae.
AUGAAGAAACUUUAUUAUCACGAAAAUCCCAAUUCUUUUUUCAAACCACGACCUCCUUAUUUGAAGAGUUUAUCCGAAUUAUCCCAAUGGAAACCUGAACAUGAUGAAUUUAACGUUGCAAAAGUUGAUUUACGAGAAAGACCUACUUUCAGAAAUGAUGCCACACAGGAAAAGAAAGAUAAAAGAGAUUGUCAAGUAGUAGCCUGUCAUGAUAUGGCUGGUGUUACAAUACCACCUCCACAAUGGACUAAUGCGGCCCACCGAAAUGGUGUUAAAGUUCUAGGAACCUUUAUUACUGAGUGGGCCAGAGAUAUGCUGGAAAAUGAAUUGUGGGUACGAGGUCCGCACACACAAGCACCGCUUGAUGAUUCCGAAAACGUUGAUCGAAGAAUUGUUAGUACUGUGUUUGCAGAUAAAUUGGACCAUUUGAAUGAUUUGAAUUAUCCUUUUUUUGAUGUAACCGAUGGAAUUUUUAUUAACUACACUUGGUCUGAAGAAUAUCCAGAAUUAUCAGCACAAAAGGCUGGUUCUCGAAGGCGUAAUGUCUACACUGGUAUUGAUAUUUGGGGCCGUAAUACUUUUGGAAAAGAUGCUUUCUGGGAAAACGAUAAAAAAUUUUGGAUUGGCAAUGCAGACAAAUACGAGGAUGUAGAUUCUCAAACGGAACGAACUUCGGAAGAUGAAGAGUGGGCACAUCUUAGUCAUCAAUCCGUUCAACCCUUUCCGACAAAGCGUAUUUCCGAAGUAUCAAAUAAUGCAUCAGAAAUGACUAUUAAUAAAUCCCAUGACAUUACAUGGAACUUAACCUUUGAUCAAGCAUAUAAUGGCGGUACUUCUGUAGUUGUAUACACUACUACUGUAAAUGAUAAAGCAAAAGCAAGAAUUUACAUGUUACCACUUUAUGACUUGAAUGUUGCCAUCUCUCCACACGGGUACACAAGAGCAAGGGUUACUUAUUUGCCAGAACAUCGUGGAAUAGUUGUAGGAUUGUAUUUAAAAGUAGGGUUUAAUCAAAGACUUAGUGAUGGCAGAAAAAUCUCUUUUAACCAGGACGCAAAACCUACAAGGAAGGAUUCAGAGGAUCAGAAGAUAUCAUUCAUUACUUUGAACAACGAAAGUUAUGUUGAUGAUAGACUUACCCAUGAAUCCAAAAAUCCGAGCAUUCCAUUACAGAAAUUCAAGACAACUACCGUGUCAAUGAAUCAUAAUUGGAUAACUGCAGAAGUUUUAAUACCACCUAAUACAUUCUCGAUAUCUCCAACUAGUUCGGUAUUUGAUUUAGUAGUGCAAGAAUUGGGUGUUUCUAUAAGUCACCCACCACAUUUUGGAAAAGUUGACAUAACUCAAUCGUCAAAUACAUCUACCCUGGUUCAUAUUGGUAAAUUAUCUGUUAGUUCAACAACAUUACCAUCGCAUUUACCUGAGCCAGAAGUGCAAAAUGUAUUUUGGCAGGAUAAUACUUUAUUUAUUGAACAUUUGAGUCAUCGAGGUAUGUUACGAAUAUCAGGUAUUAUAGAAUGGGAGAUGGGUGUAAAAGUUGUUGGGCAUGCCAGUGAGGAUCGUCAUAUCACACAAGACAACACCACAGAUAUCGAAACCUCAAACUCUUUUGGAUAUUACUAUGUAUAUGCGGAAGUUGACUCAGCAUCACAAAGUGGAAAGCCUUCACUUGAAAAGUUGACAUUUUUAGGGGUAGCCGAUGUUUCGCAGUUUAUAGUUUCAGGGCUCGAAAUACCAAUAUCUAAAAUUAUGGUAGAUACAAUUUUAACAAUCUGGGUACAAGGAGUAAGAGAAUCAAACGGAGAGGGAGUGGAAUAUGAAAAAUGGAAAAAAUGUUCAAUUCCGUUAUUUUAUUAUACUACUAAAGUAGGUGGAUUUUGGAAACGGAUUAAAACUACCAUCUUAAAGAUUUUAAGAAUAUUUGUUCCUUGUUGUCUAUACUUACCAAAGAACAGUGACAUCUGCGAACGACGAUAA